GAGGUUUUCGCUGGUCGUCCACUGGUAGGCACCGCGUCGGUUGUGGUUGAGGCUCGGGCCUCGACGAAGAGGACUGGCAGCAAUUCGAAGUCUUUCACGACAAUGAUCGCCACGAAAUCGGCAGCGGCGGCAACGCAAUCCGCUGAUCUCACCACCGACUUGGACGACUUCGAUGACGGCAGCGGCGGCACUUGA
Molecule: messenger RNA, 195 nt
Organism: Soboliphyme baturini
Lineage: Eukaryota; Metazoa; Nematoda; Enoplea; Dioctophymatida; Soboliphymatidae
Source: the annotation of a GenBank genome assembly